AUGUCCGGCUACGAAAACUGGCUGGAGAAAAGGAGGAAUUAUUGUCCCAGGUUAGAAAACUGAAGAUGCAGUUGGAAGAAGAACGACAGAAAUAUUCUAAAAGUGAUGGCAUGAAUCCAGAUAUCAUAGGCUUAGAGAACGGUUCUGACUUGCAGCUAAUUGAAAUCCAGAGAGAUGCCAACAGACAAAUUAGUGAAUACAAAUUUAAGCUUUCAAAAGCUGAACAAGAUAUAACUACCUUGGAACAAAAUAUUGGACGGCUUGAGGGGCAGGUUGCAAGGUAUAAAAAUGCAGCAGAAAAUGCAGAAAAAGAAGAAGAUGAGCUCAAAGCUGAAAAGAGGAAGCUUCAGCGAGAGUUAAGAACAGCACUGGAUAAGAUAGAAGAGAUGGAGAUGACCAAUAGCCACUUAAUGAAAAGGCUGGAGAAGAUGAAGGCAAACAGGACUGCGCUUUUAUCUCAACAGUGAAGUGGAAAUUGAAAAUAUGAUGCACUGCUCCUUGAAUAACUAGCCCCUAGCUUGUUUUUAAAGACAGACUUUCACUGGCACAAACUAUUUGAACACUGAGCUGUUCAUUGGUGUUUUAGUUUCAUAAUUAAAUGGCAUACUUCUUUUUGUAACUUAUGAGAGAAUGAAAUGUAGUUUGAAUUCCCAUGUGAAUGACAGCAAUUUUUCUGUAGCGUUUCAUUCUAGAAUCAGAGCUGGAGCACAAUGCUGUAUGUUCGACUUAGCGAUAGAAAAUGUUUUUACAACUGUGGAAUCAAGUUUACUCACGAUCUAUUUUGGCUGCUUUAAUGAUGCUUGAUGCUUGGAGACAACUGCAUGAAUUCAAGACGACACUGUAUUACUGUAUUAUAAACUAACAUGUAUUUGCUCAAGACAUCACACAGCACAAGUGCCUUUUAUCUGGUGCAAUUUAGACUUCAUUGUUGAAAUAACCUUUGAAAUCAGAUAACAUUUUAUUUUAAGAUACAUUUGGGGUAUUCACUAAACUUUAUACAUUUUGAACAUACAUUUUUGUAAAAUAUUUAAAUUUAUAAGAAAAAAGUAGGGACUGUAUAUAAAAAUCUGCUUUUUUGCAUGGGCACAUCUGAGUUCUAGGUAAUUUUGUCAAAUACAAGCCCCUGAUACUCUUAGUAUUAAGAGUGCAGAUUUAAAAACUUUCUGUUGUACACCAUCAAAUUAUAUGUCAUCUGCUGCUUAAGUGUGAAUUGAAGUUUUAGGGCGGGAAGAAGGGGUGGGAAAUGUGGCUAAGGAGUUUAUUAAAUGGACACUUUACUGACCAAAA
This is a messenger RNA of Pelecanus crispus (Dalmatian pelican), 1287 nucleotides long. The record is from RefSeq and is a predicted model, not a curated record. NCBI's taxonomy places the organism in Eukaryota, Metazoa, Chordata, Aves, Pelecaniformes, Pelecanidae.